Messenger RNA from Closterium sp. Yama58-4, 693 nucleotides. NCBI's taxonomy places the organism in Eukaryota, Viridiplantae, Streptophyta, Zygnematophyceae, Desmidiales, Closteriaceae. The record is from the annotation of a GenBank genome assembly.
AUGGCGGCGGCGUGCGCGAUGGAGAUGAUUCACACGAUGUCGCUCAUCCACGACGACCUGCCCUGCAUGGACAACGACGACUUCCGCCGCGGCAAACCCACCAACCACAAGGUGUACGGCGAGGACGUGGCGGUGCUGGCGGGCGACGCGCUGCUGUCGUUCGCCUUCGAGCACGUGGCGCGCGCGACGCCCUCGUCCGUGCCGGCGGAGCGCGUGGUGCGCGUGAUCGCCGACAUGGGCAAGGCCGUCGGCUCCGAGGGACUCGUCGCGGGCCAGAUCGUGGAUCUGGAGAGCGCAACUAACCCGGUGGGCGUGGAGACGUUGGAGUACAUCCACGUGCACAAGACGGCGGCGCUGCUGGAGGUGUCGGUGGUGGCGGGCGCCGUGCUGGGCGGCGCCAGCGACGACCAGGUGGAGCGCCUCCGCAAGUACGCCCAGUUCGUGGGGCUCGGCUUCCAGGUGGUGGACGACAUUUUGGACGUGACCAAGUCCACGGAGGAGCUCGGCAAGACGGCCGGCAAGGACCUCGCACAGGACAAAACCACCUACCCCAAGUUGCUGGGGCUGGAGAAGUCCAAGGAGCUGGCGGAGGAGCUGAUUCGGAAGGCCAAGGAGCAGCUCAGCACAUUCGACCAGCACAAGGCGGCUCCCCUCAUCGGCCUUGCUGACUUCAUUGCUUAUCGCCAAAAUUGA